Messenger RNA from Cajanus cajan (pigeon pea), 1137 nucleotides. RefSeq names its product cyclin-dependent protein kinase inhibitor SMR6. Lineage: Eukaryota; Viridiplantae; Streptophyta; Magnoliopsida; Fabales; Fabaceae. The record is from RefSeq and is a predicted model, not a curated record. Gene Ontology annotation, biological process: regulation of DNA endoreduplication.
UUCUCUCUCACUCCUUUCUUUCUUCUCCCCAAAACAAAUACCCUUUUCUCAUAUUCCCUCUUCCUCCUCUCCUUCUUCCAUUCCCACCAAAAAGUUCAAACCUUUUUCCCAUUUCCUUCUUUUUUUUCAACAUGGGCUUCUCCCACUCCGACCUCGAACCCGAUUCCAAGAAGUGGGUCAUCGCCGGAAUCGCUCUCCGCCCGCUCAAGCCCAUAAACACCAAGCGCGUUGGCGGCGAAGACGGCGACAACGGAGAGGCGCGCUCCACCACGCCCACGGCCAAGGAAGCCAGGAUACCGGAGAAGCUGCCGUGCCCGCCGGCGCCCAGGAAGCGCCGCCCUUCGCGGUGCGGGAACACCGUCAGGGAGUUCUUCACUCCGCCGGAUUUGGAAACGGUCUUCAAGUGCCAUGUUCAGAAAGCCAAAUGAUUUCGCCUCAUUCAGCUACCAAAUGCAUGUUAGAAGAAGAAAAGGGGUGUAUAGUGUUUGCAUUUGCUCAUCAAAUUUGACUUCUCUAAAGGAAGAGUUAGAAAAGGAGUAAUUUCAGUUACUGAUUAGUUACUCGUUUCAGCAGUGAGAUACACAAGUACGAGGAUGUGUUGGAGAUGUUACAUGCACAUACAUAGCAAAUUAUGUGUGUGUGUGUGUGUUUGUGUCAGGCCAUGGAAAUUACUUUGUUUAUAUUUUAUUAGAGGAGUUGUGUUUUUGUUCUAAAUGCUUGUUAUUCCUCUUUCUUCUUUUCCUUGGAUGAGGAACAAGAACUCGUGUAUAAAGUUUCAAGGAAAAAAAAUGAUAUUUAGAAGUUAGAUAAGAGUAUUAAGUAGUUUUUUUUUUUAAUAUUUUUUUAUUAGAGGUUAUUAUGUAGUUCUGUUUUUGGUUAAUGAGAAGCUAUGAGAUGAAUAUUGAGAUUUUGGCAUAUUUGGGUUACAUGUACAUGGCUGGUGUGUUGUUUCUGGGUUUGUGUGCUUUCUAUGCGCUGUUUUCAGUUUUCACACUUUUGUGGUGCAAUAUUUAGCCUUUUGAAGAGGGUGUGGUUUUGUGCAGCUUUUGUUUCUGUUUUUGGGAUGGGAUGGUUGGUUUUCUACUUUUGUUGCUAAAUCUACUUUUCGGUAAUGGUGGUUGCGUUGAGGGAGAGAGA